Molecule: messenger RNA, 2460 nt
Organism: Purpureocillium lilacinum
Lineage: Eukaryota; Fungi; Ascomycota; Sordariomycetes; Hypocreales; Ophiocordycipitaceae
Product: mitochondrial outer membrane protein iml2
Cellular component (GO): cytosol; nucleus; mitochondrial outer membrane
Source: RefSeq, a predicted model, not a curated record
AUGCCUCUCGGCGGCUGGUUCCGCUCCUCUUCUGGCGGCGGCGAUGGCGGCAGCACAGUCACCAGCAGCAACAACAGCAGCACCAGCAACAUUGCCGCCGCCGCCGCAGCAGCAGCAGAAGAUGCGCAGGCCGCGGCGGCGCGCGAGCGCGAGAACCUGCGCGACGCCCUCGCGUGGACGAGCCUCAUCAUGAACGACGACAUCGACGGCGCCUGGGCGGGGCUCAAGCGCGGCGACUCGUCCUUCCACGACCUGGGCGAGGCCGUCACCUUCUUCAUGCGCUCCGUCCUGGGCUUCGAGAAGGACGUCAUGGCCGAGGCGGCCGCCAAGCUGGCCGACUGCGAGACGCGCGCCGCGGCCGACCACCGCCGCGCCCUGCGCCACCACCAGGGCCAACAGCAGCAGCAACAGCAGAAGACUACGACCGCAUCGAGGGUGUACGCCCCGGGCACCGAGUACGACCUCGUCCGCGCCGAGACGCAGCUCAUGGGCGCCGUCGUGGGCGUCCUGCACGAGAGCCUCGUCGAGGCCAUGCGCAGCUUCUACAAGCUGCGCAAGGCGUACCUGAUUCUCGAGGGCAUCAUCGCCAUGGAGGCCAAGGCGGUGCGCGACGGGCUGACGGACGAGCUGGCGCUCGAGAGCGACGGGAGCAGUAGCGGCUCGGAGGAGGAGUUUGUCGACGCCAAGGAGAAGCCUUCGGGGCAGCAGACGCCCAUCACGGCGACGACGGCGACGACAGCAACGACAGCAACGGCACCAUCUCCCGCGACGAUACCCGAACCGCUCCCGACGUCGAAUGGGACGCUCGAGUCCAAGACGGAGGCCCUACAGCUCAAGGACGAGUCGUCAUCGCCAACGACGACACAGGAGCAGAAACCCAACGGCAACACACCCAGCGGCACCAACACCACCGCCACCACCACUUCCUCCUCUUCGUCCUCCUCCUUGUCCAAGCCGCAGCCCAGCAAGGGCGCCCUGCACGCCAAAACCAGCACCCACGACCCCAUCGACGUCUUCAUCCACUCGGGCGCCAACAUGUGCUUCGGCAUCAUCCUCCUCAUCCUGAGCCUCACCCCGCCGUCCUUCUCGCGCGUCCUCUCCAUCGUCGGCUUCCACGGCGACCGCGCGCGCGGCGUGCGCAUGCUCUGGCGCUCCGCCGCGCACCACAACGUCAACGGCGCCCUCGCCGGCAUGGUCCUGCUGGGCUACUACAACGGCCUGCUGGGCUCCGUCGACAUCAUCCCCGACGCGCGCGACCACGACGCCGCCGCCGAGGCCGUCGGCCCGCCCACCGCCCGCUGCGAGGCCCUCCUCGCCGACCUACGCGCACGCUACCCGGACUCGCAACUGUGGCGCGUCGAGGAGGCCCGCCUGCUCGCCAACGAGCGCCGUCUCGCAGACGCUAUUGCCCUGCUGCGUCGCGGGCCAGAGUCCAAGAUGAAGCAGGUCGCGGCCCUCAACAACUUUGAGCUCGCUGUCGAUGCCAUGAUUGCGCAGGACUGGCCCCUCAUGCGCGACACGUUCCUGCGCUGCCUCGAGGUCAACGACUGGAGCCCCGCCAUGUACUACUACAUGGCGGGCUGCGCGUCCAUUGAGCUGUACCGCGACGCCGUGCACGCCGCUGCCGGUCAAGGUGGUGACAGCGCCGGCGCCGAAGUCAACAAGGCCGAGGCGCGCCGGCAAAAGACCAAGGCCGAAGAGUUCCUGCGCAAGGCCCCGCAGGUGGGCGGCAAGAAGCGCCUCAUGGCGCGGCAGCUGCCCAUCGAGACCUUCAUCCAGCGCAAGCUGGCCAAGUGGGAGGCGCGGGCCAAGGCGCUGGGCGUGGACCUGGCCGACGCCGUGGGCGCGAGCCCGGCCAUGGAGAUGUGCUACAUGUGGAGCGGCCACAAGCGCAUGGGCCCCGACGAGAUGGCCCGCGGCCUGGCGAACCUCUCGUGGGCGCGGUGCACCGCCGCGGGAGGCGAGGACGGGGCGCUGCUGGCGCGCGUGCGUGCGGAAAAGGACGAGAUGGCCGUGUGGGCGGUGAGCUCGGCGGCGCUGCUGCGCUCGCAGGGCAAGCUGGACGAGGCGCGGGCGCUGCUCGAGGCGCACGUCGUUGCGCAUGACCGGUCCGCCUUCAAGGGCUCCAACAGGGACGACUACGUGCUCCCGUCGGCGACGCACGAGCUCGCCGUCAUAGCGUGGACGGAAUGCCGCGAGGGGCGGCCCCAGCGGCAGACAAACGGCGACGCGACAAAGGAAGCAAACGGCGACGACGCGACAAAGGAAGGGGACGCCAAGAGCCAGCAGGGAGAGGACUCGGACGACGCGUCGUGGCGGCGGCGCAAGCUCGACGAGUGCCAGGCGCAGCUGGACAAGGCCAAGGCGUGGGAGGCGUACACGCUGGACGCGCGGAUCGGGAUGCGCGUGCAGAGCGGGCUGGAGACGGUGGCGUGGUAUCGCGCCAAGAUGGGGUGGUGA